Molecule: messenger RNA, 4840 nt
Organism: Procambarus clarkii (red swamp crayfish)
Lineage: Eukaryota; Metazoa; Arthropoda; Malacostraca; Decapoda; Cambaridae
Gene: Sf3a1
Product: splicing factor 3a subunit 1
Biological process (GO): regulation of alternative mRNA splicing, via spliceosome; mRNA cis splicing, via spliceosome
Cellular component (GO): U2 snRNP; catalytic step 2 spliceosome; U2-type prespliceosome
Molecular function (GO): protein binding; RNA binding
Source: RefSeq, a predicted model, not a curated record
UGCGGGCCAGUGUGGCAACAGUGUUGGUGUUGACGGUGGCGUGGGCGACCGUGAGGCAGAUGGUGGACGGCUCUCUCACUUCUCUCAACCGUAGCCGCCAAGAUGCCGCCCGUAGAGCUACCUCCUAGUGAGGAGAAGAAGAAUGUGGUGGGGUUCAUUUAUCCCCCGCCGGAGGUCAGAAAUAUUGUUGAUAAGACUGCCAAUUUUGUGGCACGUAAUGGACCAGAGUUUGAAGCUCGGAUCAGGCAGCAUGAGCAGAACAAUCCCAAAUUUAAUUUCCUGAACCCAGGAGACCCUUACCAUGCUUAUUAUCAGCAUAAAGUUAAUGACUGUCGAAGUGGGAAACCAGGAGAGAAAGAACAUCCUCUGUUAGUAGGUGGGCGUGCACCACAGCAGUCAGUGUCACAGGCACAGCAGCAGAAGCAGCAAGAGUUACUCCGAUCUGCUGUUUUGGAAGCAUCUGCACCUAAGGAACCACCUCCUGACUAUGAAUUUAUUGCUGAUCCGCCAUCUAUCUCUGCAUUUGAUUUGGAUGUGGUGCGGUUAACGGCCCAGUUUGUAGCACGUAAUGGUCGACAGUUCUUGACAACCUUAAUGAAUCGUGAGCAGCGAAAUAACCAGUUUGAUUUUCUGCGUCCUCAGCACUCUCUUUUCCAGUACUUUACACGACUGUUGGAGCAGUAUACUAAGGUCCUUAUCCCACCUAAGGAUCUGAUGAAACGGCUUACUGAAGAAGCCCAGAGUGCUCAGGCUGUUAUGAAGCAGGUUAGCCAACGUGUGGAUUGGGAGCGUCACCAGGCUGCUGUACGCAAGCGUGAAGAAGAAGAUGCUGAAAGAGAGCGCCUGGAGUAUGCUGCUAUUGACUGGCACGACUUCACUGUUGUAGAAACUAUUGAUUAUCAACCAUGGGAAGUUGGUUCAUUCCCUCCACCCACAACAGCUGCAGAAGUAGGUCGACGUGUUCUCUUACAGGAGCGAAUAGAAGAAGGUGUUGCUCCUGAUACUGACAUGGUGCUAGGCAGUGAUGAUGAGGAAGAACCUGAGGAAGAGCAAGGUGCACCUGGUGAUAGAGAUGAUACUCAGGUUCAAGACAUGGAUGAAGAGAGUAGUGAGGAGGAAGAUUCUGAUGAUGAGCCACCAGUUCCACAACAGCAGCAGCAGCCACCACCACAGCAACCACCACCACCACAGCAGCAACACCCACCACCACUGCAACAACAACAGCAGCAGCAGCAGCAACAACAGCAGCACGAGAUUAAACUACCACAGCCUCCCUUGCCUCGAGAACCGCCUCAGCCAGCUCCAGCACCCCCUGUAGGAGGGCAAGUAGUAGUAAAAGAUUAUAAUCCUCGUCAACAGCCCCGCCCUGCCCCAGGUACAACAGGUGCCUCUGAUCAGUAUCUUGUGUCGCCCAUUACUGGAGAGCGUAUUGCACCCGAUAAAGUAGGUCAGCAUUUGCGUAUUAAUAUGUUAGAUCCACGUUGGCUUGAAGAUCGUGAUCGCCAGAUCGCUGAACGAUCCAAUCAGGAUACUGUAUUUGCAACAGGUGAUUCUAUUCGUUCAUCUUUGAAGCAACUGGCAGAACGCCGUACAGAUAUUUUUGGUGCAGGAGAUGAAGAGACAAUUAUUGGAAAAAAGAUUGGAGAAGAGGAAAAGCGUGAAGAAAAAGUUACAUGGGAUGGGCAUACUGGUUCUAUGGAGGCAGCAACACGUGCUGCACGGGCCAACAUUUCUAUAAAUGAACAGAUUCAUCAGAUUCAUAAAGUCAAAGGUCUACUGCCAGAUCAAGAAAAAGAGAAGAUUGGUCCCCAGCCUAAAUUACCAACAUCUUCAGCCCCUCCUACGAGUGUAAGCCAGUCUCGCCCAGCUCCACCACCACCAAAGCCUCAGCAGCCCCCUGCAAAGCCACAGCCACCACCACCACCCCCUCCUCCCAAAUCUAUACCACAACCGGCACCAGCCCCACCUCCACCGAAGCCUACAGUAGUUAAUCCAUCUCAGUCUAUGAUGACUGUCAAUAUUGGUGGGCCGCUGCCGCCUCCAAUGGCUCCCAUGGUUCCCCCUGGAGGGGGAGUGAUGGUAGUUCCCCGUCCACCAGUCAUGAUGGCUCCCCGGCCAGGUGGUUUUAUGCCUGGUCCUCCUGCACCUCCUGUAGCUGGCUUUAUGACAUCACAGCCACAACCAGCACCACCCACUGGUCCCCAGCCUACUGUUCCUGGUCCUCCCCCAAUGGGAGGUAUGGGAGGUGGACCUGAUAAAGAUGAUGAUGAAGGUCCUGCAGCCAAAAGAUCACGUACAGAAGAGACUCUAGUGCCUGAAAUUGAAUGGUCCCGUCGUUUUAAUGGUCCUGUCAAGUUCCAGGUUUCAGUGCCAGUUGUAGCAGACAAACCAGAAUGGCGAUUAGCUGGUCAGGCCCUCACACUAACUCUUCCCUUGACCGAUCCAGUCUCUGUAGUAAAAGCCAAAGUUCAUGAUGAGACAGGCUUGCCUCCUGGUAAACAGAAGUUGGCUCGAGAUGGUCUUUUCUUUAAAGAUUCUCAGUCACUUGCAUAUUACAAUGUUGGUCAUGGUACUGUAAUACAAUUACAACUCAAGGAACGUGGUGGCCGUAAGAAGUAAACGACUAUCCUAUCUAGUGGUUGCCUUUUGUUUUUAUUUGACAUGGAUUGGUUAAAAAACAUGCAAAUAUUAAACCAUUUUUUUUUUUUUUUUAAAUUUUGCCAAAGGAACCUCUUUAUUUUGUGUUACAGCUUUCUGCUCUUUCAGUACACUCCCAGCAUCAUGAAACUGGAUUCUGUGCAAGAAAAUUUUUGGUUGCUUGCCGAGACAUUCGUGCACCACUUUAAACCUCGUAAUCAGGUGAGGUACAACUGUUGACAUUAAGAUACCGAUAUGUAUUUUACAGUAGUACUGCACCUCCCCUCGGUAGUAUCCUGAUUUGCUCUAACUUAAUACUAUGUGAACACAUCACAAUGUGUGAUAUAUCAAUGAGGAAAUUAUUUGGAGCAAUGCAGGGAUUUGAACGAGCAUUCUAGUGAUUCCCAGAUGCUUUCCUUAAGCCACUUGUCCACAAUAGGUCCAGCCACUUUGACUGGACGGAAGAGCGAUGGUCUCGCUUGAUGCAGGUCGGAGUUCAAACCCCGACCGUCCAAGUGGUUGGGCACCAUUCCCUACCCCCCAUCCCAUCUCAAAUCCUUAUCCUGAUCCCUUCCCACUGCAAUAAAGUCGUAAUGGCUUGGCACUUUCCCCUGAUAAUUACAUUAAUUGUCCACAAUAGGACAAAAGGUAUUCAACCUGGAACUCUACUGAAUUCACUAGAACAGUCUGGAUGCCCCAGCUUGAGCCACAGCCAGGUUUUUCUGAGAGUCACUAGAAUGCUGGUUCAAGUCCCCACAUUGCUCUAAAUGAUUUUUCUCAUAGAUAUAUCACACUAUUGUGGUUUGUGUGUUCUGAAAGAGGGACAUAUGGAGAACACCAUUACCCACAAGCCAACGUGUAGGUAGGCUAUUCGUAAAUCCUGGUUGUGGUAUAAAAGGGUACAGUUGGGGCCCUCCAGACUCUCCCAGUGUACUCGGUAGUUCCAGGUUGAAUAGCUUUUGUCCCAUUGUGGCAGAGUGGAUUAAGGCAAGUGUCUGAGUCUCACUAGAACGCUGGUUCAAAUCCCCCCCAUUGCUCCUAAUGAUUUUUUCUUAAAUGCCGUAUAUGAUCAUUUUAGACAUUUAAAGAGGUAUUAAAGAAACGUUUCUUCUGCUUACGAAGUUUGAAGUGCAGUGCAUAGGUGGUAGAGCAAGUAGCCAAAGAAAUGCUUUGAGGGUGAAAUGUAGUCAAUAAUUUUGCCAUGGAAGAAAUGAAUUGAAAAGGGGAGAGACUUAAAAGUGUGGAUUUCAUAAGGAGAAUGUCCCGUAUUCGCUGUUUAUAACGUAAGAAAGACUUGCAUUUUUAGCCAUUUUUUAAUUUUAUUUAUUUAUUAAAUAUUUACUGCUGCCCAUUGUGGCAGCAUUAGGUCAGGCAUUACCCUCUGACACAAAAUUUAGAACAGUUGCAAGCUGUUUUAAUUUUAUCAUGGAAACUUAAAACAUAAUCAGAAUACACUUUUGUAAUUAAAGAAAAGUACAGUAAUUAGAGUAUAUAUAAGUUAUUAUAUCUACAGAAGUAAUAUUGUUGAGUGUGGCACCACCUUUUUGGCAGAAAAAUUCAAAUCUUAAAGCAUUGUGUAAAUGCCAAAAUAUUUAGUUUUCAAUAAAUUUUGGUGAUUUGUUCAUACAAUGUGUAGUGUAUAAGAUUACAAAACUUGGGUUUCAUAGUUUAAAUUUAUAUUUUUUUCAAUAUUUUCUUUGUGAAAUUUAAUAAGAAGCCAGAGUUUCUAAACAUAAAAUAUUAUGUAGAACCUAUUAUAAAAACAUUCAGUAUGAUUGUGUGGAAUCAUACACAGUUAUCAUGCUUAAUUAUCAUACACAAUUAAUUAUCAUAAUUAGUGGAAGCCAUUGCCCAUUAUCUUAAGUUAAUCUUAAAUUUUUUUGGGAAUGUUUACCGUUUGUCAUUUGAACUGUGUUCGUGCGGUCUUGUCUAAAAUUACAUUGAAGUAUAUUAAGAUAGCCAUAUAGCCAAUGCAGUGACUUUAAAUAGUGAAACAUGAUUCAUGUUAGAUAGUCUAAACAAGAUUUUCCUCUGUAGAUUCACAAUAUAAAAAAAAGGUGAUAGUUAUGGUAUAAGAAAUUACUUCUUAGUGUAAUUGGGAAAUGUUCAAAUUUGAUGUACUGUAUAUACAAAUUUUUUCUUCAGGAACCUUAUAAUAACAUGAAAAUGUUUAAUAAAUAAUACAAUAAAGAUUAAGAAUAUA